GGGCAGCCGGAGCCAGACAACUGGCACCCCAGCGCCACAUCCGAGGGUGGCAGGACGAGCGGAGACUCGCGGGGCUCGGGCACGGCCCCAGGACUGGCCCCCCACCCUGCUCACCGUCAGGGCUAUGCCAAGCUGCUGUCGGAAUGUUCCGGAAGUGGGGAGGUGGUCCCGGCGGCUGUCCGGUGACCUCAGUGACGAUGAUUGCCAGCGCCCCCCAUCACCGCCUGCGGCCCGUCCCGAGCAGCCCCCCACUGGCCGGCUGCGCUGGGAUCUGCUGCAUGCGCAGGCGCUGAGCAAGGAGCUGCAGGUGAAGCAGAACGUGCAGCGGUGGCAGCAGCUGCACAGCGACCUGGACCAGGUGUGUGCGUGGCUGGUCCGUGUGCAGCCCACCCUUCACCGCUACACGGACCCCCGCACACCCACCCUCCUCCUCGACAUCCAGGAGGAGCUACACACCCUGGAGGAGGUGGGCAAGGAUGUGGACAAGCACCAGGCCCUGGUGGUGGCGGCUAACCUGAGUGGCCGGGACUUUGUGCGUGCGGGCAGCGUGGAGGCCCGGGAGCUGCAGGAGAAGAAACUGCACAGCGUCAACGGCGACCGGGACAGCACCCCACAGCGGCUGCAGGUGUGCUGGAAGAACCUCCGCAGCGCAGCACUGCACAGCCAGGACCUGCAGCAGACCACGCGCUCGUUGCUGCUGUGGCUGGCCGAAUGUGAGCGGCGGCACCGGCUGGUGCAACUCACCGACCCCACGCUCAGUCCACACACCCUCACCCAGUACCACAAGGAGCUGCUGGCUGUGCGUGGGGAGGUGCAGUGCCGCCAGCAUGCCGUGCAGCGUCUGGAGGGGCUGUGCCGGCAGCUGCUAGAGCCAAGGAGCAGCGGGGAGCCCGAGCCCCGGCCCUGCACAGACAUCCACACCCUGGGGAAUGGCCUGCGGCUUCUUCACACCGCCCUGGACCAGCAGCUGCAGGCCCUCGACACUCGCCUGGGUCCCAGGGAGAUCCAGUCAGCUGAUGUACGGCCCGUCUCCAUGGAGAGGGGCCGAGGCCGUGUUCGGGACAGUUGCAGUGCUGGGGUGCAGCGGCAGGGGAGGGGCAGCCGUGCAUUCCUGGGCCGUGUGCUGCGGGCUGCACUCCCCCUGCAACUGCUGGCGCUGCUGCUGCUGCUACUGGCUGCGUUGUUGCCUGCACGGCAGCAACACUACAGCUGCACGCUGGCCAACAACUACAUCCACUCCCUCCACCCCGCGCUGCGUUACACCAACGGCCCCCCUCCAACCUGACACCCCCUACUCCCCCCUCUCCCCACCCUCUCUCCCUCCC
Messenger RNA from Leucoraja erinaceus (little skate), 1325 nucleotides. RefSeq names its product nesprin-2-like. Gene Ontology annotation, cellular component: membrane. Bases 125 to 1285 code for a protein of 386 amino acids. The record is from RefSeq and is a predicted model, not a curated record. NCBI's taxonomy places the organism in Eukaryota, Metazoa, Chordata, Chondrichthyes, Rajiformes, Rajidae. The transcript is spliced from 8 exons.